AUGUCACUGCGCGCCAUCCAGAAGCGGGACAGGGAGAAAUUAUCGUCCUCCCAGCGCCAGCAACAGCAGCAACAGUUUAUCAACCACCAACAGCGCAAUAGUCCUGGUGUUGGUGUGACGGCACCACUGCCAGCAUUGCCCUACGUUGGCGCCACAGCUGCGUUGACGGUGACACAAACGGCGGCCAUGAAGAUGACAACUGUCCCAUCGGUUCAGGCCAUCAUACAAAGCCAGCAUGCAAAGCGCAAACAGCAACACGCGGGUGCAACUGCACCAUCAGUGCUAACCCGGACGGUAUCGUCCACGCUGCGACGUUGCAGCUCGUGCCCAGCACUGCCGACGGUGCGGCACAUGCACCACACAAGGAAACAGCAGCAGCGGUUGCGUUCGGUUCGGUCGGAAAGUGAGAUUAGUGCGUUGCGUGACCAUCUCGAAGGAACUGUCGAUCGCCGAUCGGGUGUGGGUGUGGCCACCGUUGGUGACAGCUUCAGCAGCAACAAUUUGUUCUUGGGUGCGAAGUCCGAAGUGUGCCUUAAAACGCUGGCCGUGAAGAAUACGCUGCUGCCAUCGUUCGGGAAAACCGGUGCGAUGCAGCAGCAGCAGCAGCAGUCUUCUCGAUCGCUGCCUUCCAGUGGCAGCAUCCGGGGUAGUGGUGAUGCUGGGGGUGGUAGUGGUGGAUCGACACAAACAUCGAAACGGUUGUACGAGAGCCGCCGUGCGUCGGAGCUGAGCAGUAGCGAUUUUGGGACGAGUAAAUCCGAGCUACAUCUCAAAGCCAAUGCCAGCGCGGUUCGCAUUCCCAUCGUGGGCUAUGAGGUCAUGGAGGAGAGAGCUCGAUUUACGAUAUUCAAACUGCGCAUCGAAAACAGCAUUUCGCAUACGUGCUGGUUGGUGCUGCGCCGUUACACCGACUUCGUGCGGUUAAACAACAAACUGAAGACCGUCUUUCCGCACUGUAAUCUCGUGCUUCCGCGGAAGAAGUGGUUCGGCGAUAACUUCAGCACCGGCUUCAUCGACAACCGGAUACAGGGGCUGCAGGUGUUCAUUAACACCAUCCUUGGGGAUGAUGUGAUGCGCACGUGCCAGGCUGUGCGAGACUUUUUCUGUCUCGAUGAACCGCCGUCUUAUUCCGAGAGUAUGGAAGAGUCCAGGGUAAUUUUCGAGGCUCAGGAGGAAACAAUCUCACAGCUUAAGCAGCAGCUCCAGGCCAAAGAGGAAAUGAUGCAGGCCUUGCAAACGAAGCUCGCCAGCGAACUGAACCGCAACAACAUUUUAGCCAACGUCAUACGGAACAGCGUCGAGAAUUGUGCCAAAUGUUCCAAAUCUGCCGAUCAACUGAUGAAAGAAUCCGUCUACAAGUAGGAAAAAAGAUCGUACUAAUCCCAUCACGACCCAAAACCCCACAUCACAUCCCGCUCAGCGUUAGCGAUAGUUCGUAAGCGUAUGUCCAUGUUUCAGCCAGUAAGACUGUGUUUUGUGGAUAGGAAAAGUUCGAAACUUAUAUUGCAAUAAACGUACCCCUUAGAGAUUAAAAAUUUUACCAU
Molecule: messenger RNA, 1544 nt
Organism: Anopheles nili
Lineage: Eukaryota; Metazoa; Arthropoda; Insecta; Diptera; Culicidae
Gene: Snx16
Exons: 4
Coding region: 1-1362 (453 amino acids)
Biological process (GO): protein targeting to lysosome; endosome to lysosome transport; early endosome to late endosome transport
Cellular component (GO): early endosome; extrinsic component of endosome membrane; late endosome
Molecular function (GO): phosphatidylinositol binding
Source: RefSeq, a predicted model, not a curated record